CCAGGAAAGGAACGGAAUUUAUUUUGUAAAUUCGUAAAAAAGCUAGCACGUAUUAUAGUUUCUGCAAUGCGUUUGUUUAUUAUGAGUUAAUGUGUGUUUUAAAGGUGCUCUAUUAUAUAAAAUUAAUUUGUGCGUACAAAACAUCGUAAAUGAUCUAAAAAUUCAGGAUUCUUACGUUAAACCAAGGCCAUUCCAAUUUCCAGAUUAAAAUAAUAAUCUUUAUUAGGCUUCCUAGCUCCUACACGGGAUGUAAACUCUCUGGAGUGCCAUAACAAUACCUAAAGGUGUUAAAUAUUAAUCAAAAUGGACUCAGGCACAGACUGGCUCUGUGACAUUCUCCAAAAUGUUCAGCUAGAACAAUUUUACUUGCCAAUUCGUGACCAGCUUCAGAUAACAAGGUUGGCUCAUUUCGACUAUGUGCAUGCGGAGGAUCUAGAGAGAAUUGGCAUCAGUAAGCCUGGUGUGCGCAGGCUGCUAGAUGCCGUCAGAAAGAAGAAGCUGCAGCAAUGGAACCGAAAGUUUUGGAACAAACUGUUCGGUUCAUCAUCGUCAAUAUCCAGAGAGAAGACUGAUUUAUCAUUGAGGCCACAAACACAGACUGAACCUAGGACCACUUGUAUUAUACUAGAGAAGGAUAUUGUGCUGCAUAAUGAGUUAGGUAAUGGAUCCUUUGGUGUAGUAAAAAGGGGAGAAUGGAAGGUGUCGGAUCAAACAAACCAAACCGUUCCAGUCGCUGUAAAAGUAUUAAAAGCUGAUGCAUUUUCCCAGCCAGGAAUCUAUGAUGAUUUCCGACGAGAAGUAGAGGCUAUGCAUAGUCUGAAACAUCAGAAUUUAAUAAAGCUACAUGGUGUCGUUUUUCAUCCUCUCAUGAUGGUUUGCGAGCUUGCUCGUAUGGGUGCAUUGCUAGAUUACAUAAGAGCACAAGACGGAAAAGUGUCAUUGAAUUAUAUUGCAAAAUGGUCUGAACAAGUGGCCUCUGGGAUGGGAUACUUGGAGAAGAAUAGAUUUCUACACAGAGAUUUGGCCUGUCGAAACAUAUUGUUGUCUACAUUAGACUUGGUAAAAAUCGGUGACUUUGGGUUAAUGCGAGCGUUGCCCGACGCUGACGAUUGCUACGUAAUGAGUGAGCGUCGUCGUGUGCCAUUUCCCUGGUGUGCACCGGAGUCACUGAGGUCCAGGCAGUUCUCUCACGCAUCUGAUGUCUGGAUGUUCGCGGUCGCUCUGUGGGAGAUGUACACGUUUGGGGAGGAACCAUGGAUGGGUUUGAACGGAUCAGAAAUCCUUCGGAUGAUCAUGAGGGAGGGUCAGCGACUCUCCUGGCCGAGUGCCUGUCCCCCAGACGUGUACAUGCUGAUGAUGCAGUGCUGGGACCUCAACCCCAAGGAGCGGCCAACCUUCUCCGGCAUACAACGAUACCUAGAGACAAAUAAGUUCGAAACUGCUAUCGCUAGUCUUAGUUAUAGGAAACAGGGGCAAAUGACAAUAGAAGCGGGCGACGCUAUAAUUCUAAUAGACAAGAGGCCAGAGUUGCAUUGGUGGAAAGGACAAAACCAAAGGAGCUUAGAAGUCGGACUUUUCCCUUGCACCCUAGUAUCAACAUCGAAGCCUAAAAAUAAUCAGACCCGAAAACCAGCGACCGUGUCGCCGAGCCGCAGAGAUUCAACUCCCAACGGAAUUACCGACGAGAUACAACUCCGUAAGCGACGCACUAUCGAAUCAACGCAACCGUCGUCAACGCGUGCUGGCAACAACGCCAGCAAACACUUCAACUACAACAAACUCAUCAACGACAGAGCGUCGCUACAACAGGAACUAAGAAACACCAAUACCCCACUACGACAGGAAAACGUUUCGAGAAGCGUUCGAGAUACGUAUUCGAAGAGUAUGAGCCAAGUGCGCGAAGACCUGUUAAUCGAUCUGGAUCUGCCGCCAAUGCCAAACUUCUACUGGUCGCCGACCAAGUCCACGGAUCCCAAUGUUCACUCGAUACUGGAUGAGCCCAUCGAUGUGCCUGAAUUAGAACAAGACACCGUGAUUAUGGACUGGGGACAGCAAAGCAUCGAGAGUCUUCCCACCACCAGUUCUGAGGCACAAAACGCGCACAACUCACAGAUAUACGGAGCCAAGUCCUUGGACAACCUGAACACAUCUAGUCAAGACCCUUUCGACACCAGCGGGCUAUGGCCAAAAGACCAAAGACCGAACUACGAUUUCGACGACCAAAUCAAACAGGCCAUCGAAGAGUCCCUAAAAUAUUCAAAUCCUUCCACCAGUACCGACACACAAGUUUACAAUAAUAGUGUGAGUAACACGAGUACCCCACAGGAGUUCACACCGAACAAUUCUCAGUACUCGAAUACGAAUGACUUGAACGUGAAAUCGUUCGCACAAAUGUCAUUAGACGAUAGAAUAUCCGAAUCUCUGAAUCUCAGAUCUAAGAAUACUAAUAGCGAUAAUGUUUAUGGUAAUAAUGUGAGCGCUAGUAACUAUGGAAGCCAAAAGGCCGCUAGCACAAGUCAAGAUUACAACGAGUUCCCGAUUUACAGCAAUUUUGAUAUGAAUCCAGCGCAGCAGCAGCUUAUAUUAGAGACUAAAGACUACUAUACCAAGUCAUCCACGACUAACCAAAGCAACAACUACGAGAAAAACAUUUACACGCCAAAAUACGAAGGAGAUAAGCUCAGGAAUUUCGAGUGUCUAGAAAAUUCCAAGAACUAUUCUGCUUUGAAGUAUCAAAAUGUAAAUUUUUAUUCAAAUUACGCGACAACUAGUGCUAUGUAUGAUGAAGUUCAUGAUACGGCGAGCAUCGCUAGCAAUAUAUACAGCGAAAUCGGCGAGGGGCCAAGUAGCUCGCAAGGGCCAACUUACUCUCAGAGGCCAAGUCACACUCAUGGGCCAAGUCACUCUCAGGGGCCAAUUUACUCUCAAGGUCAAAAUCGAUACGAAGCUGCCGGUAGGUAUGAGGCCCCUAGUCAAUCGCAGGGGCCCAGCCGAUACGAGGCACCCGGUCAGGGCCCCCGAUACGAGGCCACUGCGACUCGUCUGUACGACGAAGUAUACGAGUCGACGCCCCGCCCACACAGGCCGGCCCCACCCUGCCCCUCGAAGCCUAAAUGAGGAUAAAAUACCCCUGAAUUUUAUGUUUGCUAUCCGUUAGAGUAUAAUACAAGAUUAUACGUAAAUCUAAAUGUUAUCGAUAUAUAUUUAAACUCCGUAUUAAUCUUUGAUGGUGUAAUGUUUUAAAGAUUAUAGAAAUAUUGUAAAUAGAGGCCAAAUUUAUGUGAAAUUGUAUUACUUGGUGUGAUAUAAUUAUUGGUGUGUUCGACCGCAAGUUAAUCUUAUAUAAGAGAUUUCAAAAUAAUAUAUUUUUAGCUUUUAAAUGUUAAAAGUAUACGGAUACAGGAUACUACAUAUUUCUCUUUCGGUCGAAUGCAGUAUAAUUAAAGCUGGCUGCUUAAAAUUGCCGUUAGACCAAUCAUGGUUAAUGUGUUAUAAAACUACUGUACCUUAUAACGAGACAGCUAAUUUAAAUAAUAGAAACUCAUGUAGAAUUGAUAUUAAAGUGUUACUCAAUAGAUAAGUUAUUAAAAACAAAUACUUUGUCACUCGCACAGCAGUUAUUUUAAGUUAGUGUAGACUGUAGAGUAUCAGAUUUCUUACAUAGGUGCUUUAAUCUUCUUUAAUGUAUCGAUAUAUUUUUUUACUGACUAUAAUAUUAAUGUCAACAAGGCUAGUCUUAUCGCUUGCCUCAAAAGAUUCUAGAAAAGGAUACAUGGAUGGAAUUAAAAGGUUUAUUUAAGUAAUUCUACAAUUAUUAUGUAGAUUUUAAAGAAACUCAUUUACAGAGUAACUUCUU
Aricia agestis (brown argus) is the source of this 3856-nucleotide messenger RNA. RefSeq names its product non-receptor tyrosine-protein kinase TNK1 (gene Ack). Gene Ontology annotation, biological process: protein phosphorylation. The transcript is spliced from 10 exons. Gene Ontology annotation, molecular function: protein binding; protein tyrosine kinase activity; ATP binding. Lineage: Eukaryota; Metazoa; Arthropoda; Insecta; Lepidoptera; Lycaenidae. The record is from RefSeq and is a predicted model, not a curated record. Bases 304 to 3117 code for a protein of 937 amino acids.